CAGUGUUUACAAGCCGCUCAGUGAACACAGAGAGUAGACGACGCAGAAGAAGUCGCCUGUCCAGCGUGAAGCGUUAGCGCUACAGCUAAGUAAAGCGCGGUUGAGUGUAACACCGUGUGGAAAAAUCACAUUUACAUUAUCAUCAGUUAAAUUAGUGCUUUGUCCUCCGUGAAGCACACGCCGAGAGGACGACUAGACUGUUUAUCCGGAGAAGCUUUAUUCUCAGACAGGAAGAAUGACUGAACCGGAAGUCAAUCCAAAGGCAUAUCCUCUGGCUGAUGCCACUUUAACUAAAACCAUUCUGGAUUUGGUGCAACAAGCAGCCAACUAUAAACAGCUGAGGAAAGGAGCUAAUGAAGCUACCAAAACUCUCAAUCGUGGGAUCUCCGAGUUCAUAGUGAUGGCUGCUGAUGCAGAGCCGCUGGAGAUCAUUCUUCAUUUGCCACUGCUGUGUGAGGAUAAGAACGUCCCGUAUGUGUUUGUGCGCUCCAAGCAGGCCUUGGGCCGAGCGUGUGGAGUGUCCCGGCCUGUAAUCGCCACCUCAGUCACUAUAAAGGAGGGAUCACAGCUCAAGCCUCAGAUCCAGUCUGUGCAGAUGGCCAUUGAGAGACUGUUGGUCUGAUUGAGGCUUGGGGAACUAGACAAAAUGCCAACUAAAAUUCUGAAUGAGCUUGUUUAAUUUUGUUUAAAGCAUGGCGAAGUGUUUGGCAUGAUUUAAUUUUAGUUUGGAUAUUCCUGAAUUUCCCUUUUCCAGGUGUACUUCCAGGUGUACUAUUUACUUUAAAAUGAUGUAUACAUUGCAAGUCUUCAUACAUUUGGUUUUUUUAACAAUUUGCCUUUUUUUUUUUUUUUUUUUACUUUUGUAAAAUCUGUUGAUCCACUUGAACAUUUUCUGCAGAAUCUUUUACAUGCUUGUAAUAAAUGAAAUGUUCACCUA
This is a messenger RNA of Pangasianodon hypophthalmus (striped catfish), 937 nucleotides long. RefSeq names its product NHP2-like protein 1. Gene Ontology annotation, molecular function: RNA binding. The record is from RefSeq and is a predicted model, not a curated record. NCBI's taxonomy places the organism in Eukaryota, Metazoa, Chordata, Actinopteri, Siluriformes, Pangasiidae. The transcript has 3 exons. Gene Ontology annotation, cellular component: small-subunit processome; box C/D methylation guide snoRNP complex; U4/U6 x U5 tri-snRNP complex. The coding region runs from base 236 to 622 and encodes 128 amino acids. Gene Ontology annotation, biological process: maturation of SSU-rRNA; ribosome biogenesis; mRNA splicing, via spliceosome.